CAGAAGUUGUCUAAAAUGUUGCUGCCGUCGCUGCUGUUGCUGACCCUUCGAAUGGUUUGCCAGGUCCUGGCAGUUGAUUACGAGAUGCUAAUUGAUGAUCCCGAUGUCUUCGCCGACUGCCUGGAAAAUCCGCCAGGUGCAAAAGGUGCGAGUGGCCUGUUCAAUUUGGAUGAAUUGACAUUCACACUGAAUGGCGAUAAGAUACAUGUGGAGGGCAAUGUGACAACCGUUUGGGAUGUAGAGCCAACAGAUCGUAUAACGGCUUCAGCACGUCUAAUGCAACUGGAUCGAGGCAUUUGGCAACCCACAGUCUUCAGCAUUGCCACGCAGGACUUUUGCGCUCUGAUGUACGACAAGGAUCAGUACUGGUUCAAGUAUUGGACUCGCUAUGUUGAAGACAUGGAUGCCAUGAAAUCCAAAUGUGUCAAUCAUAAGGGAACGAAGCUAGUUCAUUCGCCCUUCGACAUAAAUAUGGUGCUGAGUAAUGUCCGUGGCACUACUCUGCACGGCCGCUAUAAGAUUGUCGUCACCUUGGAAGCCUUCGACGAUGAGAAGAACGUUAAGCGCCCGGAGAGCAUUUGCAUGGAGAUCAUUGGCGACUGUGAGAGGCUGUGAGAAUCCUCGGAAUUUCUGUAAUAUUUGAUUUAUAAUAAACGAGGAAAGUGUUGUAGCUGAAGUAGGAAUGCAAA
Molecule: messenger RNA, 689 nt
Organism: Drosophila navojoa
Lineage: Eukaryota; Metazoa; Arthropoda; Insecta; Diptera; Drosophilidae
Gene: CheB42b
Product: Chemosensory protein B 42b
Source: RefSeq, a predicted model, not a curated record